Messenger RNA from Oreochromis aureus, 1152 nucleotides. It is a transcript of the gene csf1b, whose product is annotated as colony stimulating factor 1b (macrophage). The record is from RefSeq and is a predicted model, not a curated record. The transcript is spliced from 9 exons. The coding region runs from base 248 to 1012 and encodes 254 amino acids. Gene Ontology annotation, molecular function: growth factor activity; cytokine activity. Gene Ontology annotation, cellular component: membrane. NCBI's taxonomy places the organism in Eukaryota, Metazoa, Chordata, Actinopteri, Cichliformes, Cichlidae.
CUGUAGAGGGGAAACACAUCAAGCAGUGCUUUGAAGAACAGCGCCACAUGACGAAGUGUCAAAUUUACUUAAUAACAGAUUCCUUUCGGUGGAGUGGAGGUAAAUUUUUGAAAAGGAUCUCUUUGCUUCAAUGUGUCUGACAGAGGAGUCUGGUGUUUUCCAUUGUCAAACACGUACCAGAUGACCAUCCUUGUGUCCACGCUGAUUCAGAGCAAAGCUAAGGUAGUUGCAGGUAAAGUGUCUGUGUAUGAUAAUGUUCCUGAGCUUCCCUCUGACUAUGGCUGAGGUCCCUGGCCCAUGCAGACACUCCAUCACUAGGGAACACCUGCUGACAGUUAGGCAACUGAUGGAUAACCAAUUAAGAAGUGGGUGUUCAAUAAACUACACAUUCAUAGAACGGAGGAGUUUGAGCAAAUGUUGCUUUGUAAAAGCUGCAUUACCCUGGAUCCUGGAGCUCCUUACGACCCACUUCAAAUACAUUCGGGGUUCAGUAAAUGAUGGCUAUGUUCAGUCCCUGAGGGCGCUCAUCCUCAACAUCUAUUCUCAGAAAUGUGUGCCUUGGAUUAAUGAAGAGAUUGAGGAUAAACCAGAGAGUUUUGAAGUGCUCUACAGAGGGUCUCCUUCAGAUGCAUUACAGAAGGUCUCAGAAGUCUUAACGGUUUACUGGGAGCUGGUGACGACGAGUGAUGCACCGGUUGACUGGAGGUGCCAGCAUGAAUACACAGAAACCUUUGGCUCUACCACAGAGUUAUACACAGAGUUAUACACAGAGUCAAUCACACAACAUUUUACAGACAGUUAUGAUAGAGACUCUGUGCAGGCCUCUCAGAGAGAACCAGUCAGUGACCUGUACAAGCUGGGUUUCAUCAUCGCAUCUAUCUGUGGAGGACUGCUGUUCAUUCUUACUCUCUACUGUCUCAUCGCACACAAGAAAACUCACAGCCCUUAUGGAUCAAGAUUACAAACAAACACAAGCACAGACCUGCCGGACAUAGAAAUUGAGGGACAGUAAUGCAGUCACUGCAGCAGCAGACAGAGCACUUGUGAACCUGAGUUUUUGUGUCAGUAUAUGUGUAAUGUAUCAUGCACACCUUUUGGAUAAAAAGCUUUGCUUUAUCUGAGACCAAAGAUGGAACUUCUUGUUAAUAAUGU